This is a messenger RNA of Mugil cephalus (flathead mullet), 1225 nucleotides long. It is a transcript of the gene mak16, whose product is annotated as MAK16 homolog (S. cerevisiae). Lineage: Eukaryota; Metazoa; Chordata; Actinopteri; Mugiliformes; Mugilidae. Gene Ontology annotation, biological process: maturation of 5.8S rRNA; maturation of LSU-rRNA. Bases 174 to 1094 code for a protein of 306 amino acids. The record is from RefSeq and is a predicted model, not a curated record. Gene Ontology annotation, cellular component: preribosome, large subunit precursor; nucleolus. The transcript is spliced from 10 exons.
UCGAUCAUACUCGUGACGUCAGUCGAGAUUUCCGUGCAAACAGAGAUGGCGUCUUCCUGAUCGUCCAUGUGGUUUCGAACAUAGAAAAAUCUCCUUCAUAACAUUAAAGUAACUUAUUGAACAGAACCGGAAGCAGCGGUAGAUUCAGCGGAGAAGCUCCGACAGGAAAGAAAAUGCAACACGACGACGUGAUCUGGGACAUCAUCGGGAACAAACAGUUCUGCUCCUUCAAAGUCAAGACGAAGAGUCAGAGCUUCUGUCGGAAUGAGUUCAACAUCACAGGGCUGUGUAACCGCUCCUCCUGCCCCCUGGCCAACAGCCAGUACGCCACCAUCAGGGAGGAGAAGGGUCAGUGUUUCCUCUACAUGAAGGUGAUUGAACGAGCAGCGUUUCCAGCGAAGAUGUGGGAGAAGGUGAAACUGGCUAAGAACUAUGAGAAAGCUCUGGAACAGAUCGACGAGAACCUGAUCUACUGGCCCCGCUUCAUCCGACACAAAUGCAAACAGCGCUUCACCAAGAUCACGCAGUACCUGAUCCGCAUGCGCAAACUGGUCCUGAAGAGACAGAGGAAGCUGGUUCCUCUCAGCAGGAAGGUGGAGAGCAGAGAGAAGAGGAAAGAGGAGAAAGCUCUGAUCGCGGCUCAGCUGGAAAACGCCAUCGAGAAGGAGCUGCUGGAUCGACUCAAACAGGGAACGUACGGAGACAUCUACAACUUCCCGGUUCACGCCUUCGACAGAGCUCUGGAGCAGCAGGACCAGGAGAGCGAAUCAGAGGAGGAGGACGAGGAGGAGGAGGAGGAAGAUGAGGACGUGGGGCGGAGAGAGUUCGUAGCGGAGGAGGAGGUGGAGGAGAGCGACCUCAGCGACUUUGAGGACAUGAACAAACUAAGGACGAGCAGCGAUGAGGAGGACGACGACGAGUCCAGUGAAGAAGAAGAUGAUGAUGACGACGACGAGGAGAAGAAGAAGAAGAAGUCCAAGUCUAAAGGAAAGUCUCCGGCUAAAGGUUCGGCCGUGAAGAAGAAGAGGGCGUACGUGGAGAUCGAGUACGAGAUGGAGACGGAGCCGGUUGCUAAGACCAGAUCCACGUCCUGACCAACAACCUGAGACUGUGUUACCGCGGCAACGGACUCUAAACAGCUUCUUCUUCUACUGUUUCUGUAAAUGUUUCUAUGUUUGAAUAAAAUAAAACUCCGGCUGGUUUAAACAUCAGCAUUUACUCCAGA